ACCAUCGAUUAUUUGCAAUUUAAAUUAAUAAAAACCCUUUCCAUUAUCCCUACUCUGCCUCGCCGUAACUGUCCUUGAAUUCCCUUCUCUGUUUCUGAAUCUCUCUCCCGAAUAAUAAUGCCACCUAAACUCUCGCCCCCAAGAACUCGCCUUACGUUCGCAGCACUAAUUCGAGAUCUACUCGAGUGAGGCUCUGUGUCAUAGUGGUUGGUAUCGUUCUCGUAGGGAUUUAUGCAGACCACAUUAUACGACGGCGAAUUGCUAUCCUUUGGAUUCAGCGGCGAGCAGAAGACUCCUCCUUUCCUCCAAACAACCGACGGCAAGGUCGCAAGACUCUGAGGCGGCAAGUGCAAUUUUUGGUAACUGUUUUUUACGAUCAUGGAAGAUACUGAUGACUUCACUUCUGCCCCACUAACUUCAACACCUGUCUCGUGGACAUCUAUUAAAGCCUCAGUCCCGUGACUCCGUGUAAGCCCAGAUGCAUGUACAUGAGGCUUGUCAAAAAAUCUUUGAUCUAUAGGAGCCUAAAGUGAAGGAGAGUGAUCACUUUUUCUAGGUGGUUUGAUUCAAUUUCUGUGGUAAUGCAGAAGUUAGAACCUCAUCAACUAGCUCUUUUUACAAAAACAAUAUUUGGUCCGUUCCUAGAUUCUAGGAAUAUGUGUUGUAGUAGGCAACUCAUACAGUAUCUCUUGGGAAAUUUGGUUGAGUUUGACAAUUCCAACAACCCCUUUCAUUUGUAUUUCAAUAUAUUAAUGAGUUCAUAUAUCAAUGAGUGUGUUGUGUUAAUGCUUAAAUUUGCUGAGGUUCUACCGAUGCAUAUGAGAAGCUCUAAAGUUUGUUCAUCAAAUGUUUCAGACUAUCAAGCAAAGUGGGCGCAUGACCUCUACUACUAUGGUCACUUAAAAGGGAGGGCAAUGUAGCUCGUGAAGAUGGCAAUAUAGAAAGAAGUUUACACUUAUUUAAUAUGUUUACUAUUAUCAUUUUCAUCACUUUUGGAUAAUCUUCAAUGACCUUCGAGUGAUCAUAUUGUUUUAGUAUGUUUUGCCUAAUUAAUUUGCUUUAGACAGAUUUGGGCAUUUCAAUAUUAUAAUUUCAAAGAAAUGAAAAUUUGUCACCCGGACAUCUGAAA
Molecule: messenger RNA, 1129 nt
Organism: Cuscuta epithymum
Lineage: Eukaryota; Viridiplantae; Streptophyta; Magnoliopsida; Solanales; Convolvulaceae
Source: the annotation of a GenBank genome assembly